Molecule: messenger RNA, 1186 nt
Organism: Suillus subalutaceus
Lineage: Eukaryota; Fungi; Basidiomycota; Agaricomycetes; Boletales; Suillaceae
Product: Alpha/Beta hydrolase protein
Exons: 5
Coding region: 366-1145 (259 amino acids)
Source: RefSeq, a predicted model, not a curated record
GGAACAUCCCAGCACAGCACUAAGGUAAUUCACACCACAACAUCUAUGAGCCCUCUCCGGCAAGGUCCACUUUUCACUGGGCUUGAGGGACGCAUGUGUUAGGCUACGUCGACGAUCUGCAUUUUGCAACGCCUUUUAUAUUGUCAAAAGCCACGAUGACGCUUUUCCAAUCAUCAUCUGACACCAAUAAUUGCCACGUAUGCGAUAUAAUGAUAUUAAUAUAUAUGCACAUGACAGGGGAACGCAGGAACUUGCAACUGAUCAGGUGCACAAGACCAAGCCAGCGAGCUGGACAUAUUGUUAUGAUAUAUAUACUCAUUCCUAGCAUGAGACCACACUAGUCCCUCUUGAACACAACACCCACAAUGGAACCCACUAAACAAACCCUCUUGGUCGGCGGCCUCCUCGUCGACGUCUACUCGCACCCCACUUCGAGCUCCAGCUCCACAGACCCCAUUCACGCUCUCUUCUUCCUCCACGGCCGCUUCGAAAGCGCACAAGAAAAACACCUAGUCGAUACUGUCAAAGUUCUUUUUGAUGAGAGUUAUGGAUCGGGUUGGGGAGAGAGGAAGAAAGAUCUUAUCGUUGUUGCUUUUGAUCACAGGAACCAUGGGAUGAGACUCGUAGAUCAGAAGCGGAAUUUCGCAUGGAGCUCAGAUCCGGCUGAGAAUAAUGAUCAGCAUGCCGUUGACAUGUAUACCAUCCAAACCGGUACAGCAGAAGACGUGUCCUUCCUAAUCGACCACCUCCCUUCCUUCCUCUAUCGCUCGGGUGAACGGACAAUUGUGGAAUGGGGUAUGGGCGGUACGAGUCUUGGAGGGCAUUCAACGUGGAUUGCGCUUUCUCGAGAACCCCGCCUCACCCUCGGAAUCCCCAUAAUCGGGUGCCCAGACUAUACGAAACUCAUCUCCCGACGCGCCCAAGCCUCAGGCAUUCCCUUCUCCCCGCCCUACUUUCCCACCUCCUUCAAAACAUACAUAGAAACGUACGACCCCGCACAACUGCCCUACCGCGCUAAGGACGCUUCCAAUCCGUUUUUGGGGAAGAAGGUGUUGGUGCUUUCGGGGAAGGAGGAUAAGCUUGUGCCGUGGGUGGCGUCGGCAGAGUUUGUGGAAGGUCUUGAAGUUGGGGAGGGGGGGUAUUAAGAGGGUUGUGGUGGAGGAGGGGGCGGGGCAUGAGUGUACGA